Rosa chinensis is the source of this 2838-nucleotide messenger RNA. RefSeq lists its product as uncharacterized. NCBI's taxonomy places the organism in Eukaryota, Viridiplantae, Streptophyta, Magnoliopsida, Rosales, Rosaceae. Bases 1 to 2838 code for a protein of 945 amino acids. The record is from RefSeq and is a predicted model, not a curated record. The transcript has 5 exons.
AUGGAUAAGUCAUGGAUGCAUGCUGAUAGAAGAUCAAAGAAGUUUGAGCUAGGACUAGCAGAGUUUCUCAAGUUUGCCGAGUCUAAUGCCAAUAACAAAAACAAGAUUUCUUGUCCUUGCUUGAAAUGUAGUAACACGGAGGGAUUUUCUGUUGGAGUUAUUAAGGAUCAUAUAUUUUGGAAUGGUAUUAACGAGAGUUAUAAGCAUUGGAGGUGGCAUGGGGAACCUACUACAUCUGCUAUGAAUGACAAUAGAGUUGAAUCUGAAACUGUAGAUUGGGAACCUGGGAUGGGGGAGAAUGAUUGGGGCUUUGGAGAAAGUGAGGAUGAGCAGAUUUCCGAAGACUCUAAUGAGUUUUUGAAGUAUGUAGAGGAUGGGGAUCAACCUUUGUACCUAGGUUGUACGAAGACAACCAAGCUGAAUGGUCUGAUUCAGAACUUCAAUUUGAAAGCAAAGCAUGGAAUGACCGAUGCUUGCUAUUCAGAUAUGCUUAUCAUGAUUGGGGGUCUGCUUCCUGAAGGGAAUCAGGUUCCUUUGUCUUUGUAUGAAGCGAAAAAGACACUUAGUGCUUUAGGGAUGGAGUAUGAAAAAAUUCAUGCUUGUCCUAAUGACUGCAUCUUAUAUAGACAGCAACAUGCAGAUGCUCUUAUCUGCCCUAACUGUGGUGUUCCAAGGUGGAAAUUGGGUAGGGAUAAAACUGUGAAAGAAGGGAUACCUGCGAAGGUUUUAUGGUACUUUCCAUUAAUCCCAAGGUUCAAACGAAUGUAUCAAUCGACCAACACAGCUAAGAAUCUUACUUGGCAUGAGUUUGGUAGAAAGAAAGAUGGAAUGAUGCGACACCCAGCUGAUUCUCCUACUUGGGAAUUACUUGACAAACAAUAUCCACAAUUCAGUAGCGACCCUAGAAACCUCAGACUAGUCCUAUCUUCUGAUGGAUUUAACCCGCAUAGUUCUCUAAGUAGCAAGUAUUCUUGUUGGCCAGUUAUACUGGUCACAUAUAAUCUCCCUCCAUGGCUUUGUAUGAAGAGGAAGUUUAUGAUGUUGACAUUGUUAAUAUCAGGACCGAAGCAACCUGGUAACGAUAUCGACGUCUAUUUGCAACCAUUAAUAGAUGAUCUGAAAGUAUUGUGGGAUGGAGUUGAGGGAGUAUACGAUGCACUAAGAGGGGACUACUUCAAAUUGAAAGAGGUGCUGAUGUGUACUAUUAAUGACUUUCCCGCAUACGGGAACUUGUCUGGUAGCAUUGUUAAAGGAUACAAUGCUUGUCCAAUAUGCCUUGACAAGACUCGACCUUAUAGGUUAAAGAGAGGUAAGAAAAUGGCAUUCAUGAGGCAUCGCAGGUUCCUACCUAGACAUCAUCCGUAUAGGAAACAGGCUGCUGCUUUUGACAACACCGUAGUGGAGGACCUACCUCCUCUACCAUUAACCGGAGAGGAGGUGUUUGCUAGAGUAGAGGGUCUGAAUUGUGUGUAUGAGAAAAGAAACGCUCUCCUCCUGCCAAGGGUGUUGAAGACCAAGGCAGACCUUGCUGGAAGAAGAAGGAAGACAAAGGACGGGGUUGCAGCGCGUUUGGACAUGGUGGAGAUGGGUAUUGGGGCUGGUUUGAACCCAAAAAUUCUUCUUCCUGUUGCUUUACGUUCUGUUCUUGAGAAGCCGGUUAGGUAUGCGAUCAUCCGCUUCUGCCUUUUCUUCAAGUCAAUAUGUGCUAAAGUGAUCGAUGUUUCGAAGCUGGAAAAAAUGCAAGCAGAUUUGGUUGUUACUGUUUGCUUAUUGGAGAAGUACUUCCCGCCUUCAUUUUUUGACAUUAUGAUCCAUCUAACUGUGCAUCUCGUAAAAGAAGUUCAGUUUUGUGGUUCGGUAUUUUUUCGGUGGCUGUACCCCUUCGAGAGGUACAUGAAAGUCUUUAAAGGGUGGGUUAGAUGUCGAACGCAUCCUGAGGGAUGCAUAGCAGAGUCUUAUAUUGUCGAAGAGGCUGUUGAGUUUUGCACUGAACGUAUGCUUAGUGAUGCUUCUACUGCUGGAAUCCCUGAAAGUUCCAAACCACGAGCCUGUAAUGCAUCCAAACCGCUAUCAGACGCUACCAUGAUUUCUGUCAAUGGCAAGGAGAUGCAUCAAGCACAUCUGUGUAUAUUGCAGAAUACCGAGGAUGCAAGUCCUUAUUUCAUUGAACAUCUGGAAUUGUUGAAGCUUCUCAAUCCAAGGUUUUCUAAAAAUGAAAAGUGGCUUAAGGAUAAACAAAACCAGACCUUUGCUGUCUGGUUAAAGGAGAGGGUUAAUGGUGUUGAUUUCAACACUAAGGAGCGGGACAAUGUGCGAUCAGUGAAAAACAGUGGGGUUUUUUUGGUGGCUGAUGCAAUGCAAGUUUCUAGUGCAAAGGAUAAAAAUCCCAAAACUGAUGAUAUGGACUUCUAUGGUGUCAUACAACAAAUAUGGGAGGUGGACUACUACAAGUUUAGGGUACCGUUGUUUAAAUGUGAUUGGGUUGAGAAUGUUAGGGGCAUUAAAGUAGAUGAACUAGGGUUCACAUUGGUAAAUCUGAAUAGGAAAGGUCAUCUUAAUGAUGCUUUUGUCUUAGCUAGCCAUGUUAAGCAAAUAUUUUACAUUAAGGAUCCCUUCGAUGCUCAAUGGUCAGUGGUAGUAAGGGUCCUAGAUAGAGACUAUCAAGGGGCUGAUUCGGAUGAGGAGUUAGAAGAUAUUGAAGUAGAACAACAUCCAUUUGAAGCAACAAUGCCAUCCAUCGAGACUUUUGAUAAUAUAGAUGGUGAUCAGCAUAGCAAUUAUAUGCGUCCUAGAGAUGAAGCAAUAUGGAUGGAAAAUGACUGCAAUCAACGUGGCUGA